Pyrus x bretschneideri (Chinese white pear) is the source of this 1318-nucleotide messenger RNA. Its product is annotated as TATA-box-binding protein 1. Lineage: Eukaryota; Viridiplantae; Streptophyta; Magnoliopsida; Rosales; Rosaceae. The coding region runs from base 431 to 1036 and encodes 201 amino acids. Gene Ontology annotation, biological process: DNA-templated transcription initiation. The record is from RefSeq and is a predicted model, not a curated record. The transcript is spliced from 9 exons. Gene Ontology annotation, molecular function: RNA polymerase II general transcription initiation factor activity; DNA binding.
ACAAAAGCGAAAGGCCCUGCUCGCAAGUCUCAUAUAAUCCUCGUUCGCAUUUCCUCCGCUGAGAUACAAAACCCACCCCUUUCACUCCCUCACCCCCAUAUCUCUCCAAUUUCUUACAUCAAAACCUAUAAAAGAACAUCUUUUUUGAAAAUUUCCCACCCCCAUUUCCCAAAUUUCCCGCGAAUUCUCUCCAAUUUCAAUUUCUCAACUUCUCAUUUUCUUUCCCGAUUAUUGUCGAAACCCUAGAUUAUUGAAAGCUCAGAAAUUGUGGAAAAAGGAGUUUGUGCAGAUCUGAUUGAGGACGAUCAAUAGACCAAUUGCUUGGAAUCCAGAAGAAAAUUUAAAGAAUUAAACUUUGAUUUGAUUUAUUUCUUUACCGUAAAGUAGUAUUUUUGGAAAAUCGACAAAGCCUUGAAGUGGGAUACUGGGAAUGGGGGAUCAAGGUGGAUUAGAAGAGAGCCAACCUGUGGAUCUUUCCAUUCACCCCUCUGGCAUCGUUCCCACUCUUCAGAAUAUCGUAUCUACAGUUAACUUGGAUUGUAAAUUGGAUCUUAAGCAAAUUGCGUUGCAAGCUCGAAAUGCAGAGUACAACCCCAAGCGUUUUGCUGCUGUAAUUAUGAGAAUAAGGGAGCCUAAAACUACAGCUUUGAUUUUUGCCUCUGGGAAGAUGGUAUGCACCGGUGCAAAAAGUGAACAGCAAUCAAAACUGGCAGCGAGGAAGUAUGCCCGAAUCAUCCAGAAGCUUGGGUUUAAUGCUAAGUUCAAGGAUUUCAAGAUUCAAAAUAUUGUUGGCUCCUGUGAUGUUAAAUUCCCGAUAAGACUUGAGGGUCUUGCCUACUCCCAUGGUGCCUUUUCAAGUUAUGAGCCAGAGCUUUUCCCGGGGCUGAUAUAUCGAAUGAAGCAGCCGAAGAUUGUUCUUCUUAUAUUUGUGUCAGGGAAAAUUGUUAUUACGGGUGCAAAGGUGAGGGAUGACACAUACAAGGCCUUUGAAAACAUAUACCCUGUCCUUACAGAGUUCAGGAAGGUCCAGCAAUGAUCCUGCUUAUACCAGACGGCGUUGGCUGGCAGACACAUCUGAAUGUAGCUUGCAGUGCUGUCGUAGGCAAUGCCUGCUGCUGCUGCUGGUGCAAGAUAUUUUUGGUUAUUUCUGGUUUGGUGGCGAAGGGGGGUUAGCACUUAGGUGUGAAUAUGUAACAGGAAUAGCUUUGUUGUUGUUGUUGGUAACUUGGUGCGGCAAGAUGAUGCGCCAGGGCAGGGUUGAUGGGAUUGUGAUGUUGGAGAAAGUUAUAAAUAAAACGGUUGCAGUUUUGAGUUUUGA